Molecule: messenger RNA, 1326 nt
Organism: [Torrubiella] hemipterigena
Lineage: Eukaryota; Fungi; Ascomycota; Sordariomycetes; Hypocreales; Clavicipitaceae
Source: the annotation of a GenBank genome assembly
CACCCCUCAUUCGCUUUCCUGAUUUAGGAACUAACGACCCUUCCCCGCCAAGCACCCGCCACAUGCAUGAUUCCCGCCAUCGUACCUGUAAACCCUCCGUAAGCCUCCACCUAUUUCGGCCUUGUCGAAUAUUAUGAUGCGACCAUAAUUUGCGGUGUAAAGUCAGCGGUGAUAUACACCUUGGAGAUCGACCCUGGGUUUUUCCAGAAGCGGGAUUGGAAACCGAAUCCAGUAUGUAAAGCCGGCGCAUCUUGCUGACAGCUCCCAUUGUGAAGGCGCUGUUGGGAUGAACCCCGUCCGUUCCGAAUGCCGGUUCACAAGGCGCAAGGCAAGUAUAAAGAGUAGAUGGAGAGUCGUUGAGGUGGCAACUUUUAUUUGGUAUCAUCUCAUUCCAAUCAUCGCCUUUAACAUCAUCUCUUGGACCUCGAAGCUUCUUCUACCUCUACUUCUUCCAACAAACACCACAAACCCCUCCCCCCCCCCCACAAUCAACCAAAAUGCUCGACCAUCUCGCUGUUGGUAUCCCUGUCGAUAAGAUCAAGGAGUCCAUUGCCUUCUACAAGGCUGCUCUCGCUCCUCUCGGAUACGAGCAGCGCUACGAGUUUGCUGAUGGCAAUAUCGUCGGUCUUGGCUCCAAGCACGACCCUCUUGAGAAGAAGGCUGAUCUCUGGAUCUCUGCCGAUGAGGGUGCCACCGCUGGCGGCAACAACAUCCACUACGCUCUGACUGCCAAGGACCGCAAGUCUGUUGACGAAUUCCACGCCGCUGCUAUCGCUGCUGGUGGCAAGGACAACGGUGCCCCCGGCCUCCGCGAGCACCACCCCAGCUACUACGCCGCCUACGUUCACGACCCUGUUGGCAACAACAUCGAGGUUGUCUGCCACAUCGACGUUUAAAUUUGUGGAGAUGUAUAGUUGAUGAUGUAUAUGAUGAAGAUUUCUUGUAGAUGAGUGUGUAAGCGAGGAGUUGGGGGUGUGGUGAGCGAGUUUGAUGUUUGCAAUAUUUCGGCAACUUGUACUAGAAGAUUAGAGAGCAUUGUCAGAUAGUAUAGAGCAAUUGAAUGAAUUAGAGACGACUUCUUUUCUUUUCCUCUUUGCUUCUUCUUCAUUCAUUCUGCAUGCACAGCGCAAGAACCUGGUUGACAGUUUUUGGUUCGCUAAAAUCCAGUGCUUGGCGGGGAUCUACCGAACAGAUCAGUCUCGUUGCAGAGGACAGCCUCACUGAUAGUCCAGCAGAAUCAAGAUAUGACUAGCGAUAUUGCAGGUAGUGCCGGCUAUCAGCUAGAUUCAAGAUCAGCAACGGCAGAGCCUCUCUCCAACGUUGCUG